Messenger RNA from Macrobrachium nipponense, 942 nucleotides. RefSeq names its product cuticle protein 7-like. NCBI's taxonomy places the organism in Eukaryota, Metazoa, Arthropoda, Malacostraca, Decapoda, Palaemonidae. The transcript has 2 exons. Bases 139 to 843 code for a protein of 234 amino acids. The record is from RefSeq and is a predicted model, not a curated record.
AGAGAAGUAGGAGGAGGAGGAGGAGGAGGGGCGAAGACGAUUGAGGAAGAGUCGGUGUAUAUAAAGAAUCCGAAUCUUCCCUUGAGCAUCACAACAACUUCUUGCGAGGAUCAUCCUGACGUGUUAUAGGCCGAGAACAUGAAGAACCUACUGAUCGUAUCCCUCCUGGCCGGCUGCUGCCUAGGCCUAUCGGUGGUGCAGACUCCAGUCAGCAUCGGAGGGCAGCCCUGGACCGCCUACACCUUCGGGAAUAACGACCCCGCCGUCGUCCGCAUAUCGGCGCCCGAUGUCAAAUUCGCCCUCCCACCUUACCCAUCCGUCUCCGUCAGAUCAUCGUCUGCUGCAGUUGUGGCACCCGCCGUUACCCCCCUGGCGGCUACCCCCGUGAUUUCAGCCGCCCCCAUUCCAGUCGUCAGGGCAGCAGCAGCAGUUCCCGUAGCAACGCCCGUGGCCGUAGCAGUAGCCCCAGAACCCCUGCAAGCUCCCGAGCCGCCCAUGCCCUCCAUAGGCACGCCCUUCGUCGGAGGACAGUUCCACGCCCAGGACGAAGCCGGCCAGUACUCCUUCGGCCACUGGGGAGGCCCCAACACCCGCGUCGAGACCAGAGACUCCCUGGGGCGCACCACCGGCAGCUUCGCCUACGUCGACCCCGAAGGAGACGUCCAGGUGAGGAAGUACGCAGCCGCCCCUGCGUCAGGAUUCAAGGUGGCCGCUUCCGACCUUCCGGUGGACACCAACCUGGUGGUGCAGGACACCCCCGAAGUGGCUAUGGUCAAAGCAGCCCACGCCAGGGCCUUUGAAGCAGCGAGGUCGAUCAUCUCACACGCGACAGUCGCUGCUUAAAGAGUUUCCUCUGGAGGUUCUUCUUGUACAUAGUCUUUUACACCCCCUUUUUUUUAUAAGCCUGACCCGUUCAAAUAUAAUUAAUACGCAACUGAUGAA